Lathyrus oleraceus (garden pea) is the source of this 330-nucleotide messenger RNA. Its product is annotated as flowering-promoting factor 1-like protein 2. Gene Ontology annotation, biological process: regulation of flower development. The transcript has a single exon. NCBI's taxonomy places the organism in Eukaryota, Viridiplantae, Streptophyta, Magnoliopsida, Fabales, Fabaceae. The record is from RefSeq and is a predicted model, not a curated record. The coding region runs from base 1 to 330 and encodes 109 amino acids.
AUGUCUGGGGUUUGGGUGUUCAAGAACGGCGUGUUUCGGUUAGUCGAGAAUCCUCAGGUGGAGGCAUCGGAAGGAAGACAUGGGAAGAGGAAGAUGUUGGUUCACUUGCCGACGGGCGAAGUGGUAAAUUCUUAUGCUUUUCUUGAGAGAAUAUUGAUUGAUUUAGGUUGGGAGAGGUACUAUGACGGAGAUCCCGAUUUGUACCAAUUUCAUAAACACUCUUCUAUUGACCUAAUUUAUCUACCUAAAGAUUUCUCCAAGUUCAACUCCAUCAAUAUGUAUGAUAUUGUCGUAAAAACCCCUAAUGUAUUCCAUGUUAGGGACAAAUGA